Molecule: messenger RNA, 731 nt
Organism: Cuscuta campestris
Lineage: Eukaryota; Viridiplantae; Streptophyta; Magnoliopsida; Solanales; Convolvulaceae
Source: the annotation of a GenBank genome assembly
CAUUUAAGGAGUAUUAUUAAUAAAAUCUACUUAUAUACGCGGUUCUUUCCCGAUCAUACGGUUCUUUCCAGAAACCCUCCAAUAAUCUCACAAGAAAUAUUCGUUGGAAAAACGUAAGACAUGUUCAAGAAGACGGCGGAGGUGAAAUCACAGCAGCGAAUUUCCGGUGCAGAUCGCAAGAAGCUCCGACGGACCAUCAGAGAGCGCUUCCCCAAUGUCUCCGAUGCUGAUAUCGAUACUUUGCUCCCUCCUAAGGCCGAGUUCACAGUUUCAAAAUAUCCCAAUCGUAUUCUUGUAUAUGGUUUAGAGGGUGACUGUCCUUUGUUUUUCGAUUCCGAUGGACGAGGCAACAAAAUAUUCCCCACAGAACGUUGUGACAUCGACGACGGGUUUCGGGUAUCCCAUGGCUUCUCCGAAGCAAGCAGUACAUCCGGCAGGGUCUGGGAUCUAAAGCAUGCAACUGAAGCUCCAUCGACAACAACGGUGACUCUAGGCGGUGACGGCGGUGGUGGCGACUCAACGGCAGUGGCGGGGGAUUUAAGCCGUGGAGGAAAGAUGAAGAGAGGCAGUGGAGUGGCGGCUAGGGUUCUACGGAGGAAGAGGAAGAAAAGAAAAGGAGAAAAAGGAAAGGAGAAAAAGGGGAAAAAUUAAAAUGUUGAGUUGGCUGCCAACUCAACUUCCAUGUCGGCUAAAUGACCUACAGGUGACCUACGACGUGCUAAUUUUUUUUC